Messenger RNA from Chironomus riparius, 1526 nucleotides. NCBI's taxonomy places the organism in Eukaryota, Metazoa, Arthropoda, Insecta, Diptera, Chironomidae. The record is from the annotation of a GenBank genome assembly.
AUUUUAAAUCAAGGCUGUCAUUGAAGUUAAAUUAACAUUUUUUUUGCUUCUUAAUUCUAUUUAAAUUCCCGGCACAUAAAAGAGCAAAAAUGUCUAAAUCCGAAGUGAACCUCAAUAAAAAAUUCAGUAUAUCAAAAUUUACGUCUCAAACUGCUUUACCAUCACUAAAAUCGUCAAUCGAUUGCGGAAGGAAACUUAAUAAAGUCAGAUGCCAAAGUAAACUUGAGACAAUUGACGUAGCUGAAUUUAAGCCAAAGAAAGUAAAACCGACUAAUUUGUACAUCUGCAAAUUAGUUUACCCACGUGAAAAUGAGUAUCCCUCAUGUGAUCAUCAAAAUGACUAUAUAGUCGAUAGAAAUUCCUUCGACAAAGAAGAGUAUUUGAAGUUCCUGUCGCAGCCAAAGAAGUUUUACGAAAAACCACAUCCAAAAUGGGUCCGAAGAAAUAUUCCACCAUGUACAGUACACCUCAACAAGCUUUCACAGCCAAAAAAAUCGAAUAUUAUUACAACAUUAAAUGAGCAUCGCUAUCAUUUGCCAUUUUAUCAAGUGGAAAAUCUGACAAAACGACUGAAUUUCGGUGAUCAUCAAACACAACAAGAAGUCGUGCAAACGAUAAUGCAACAAAUGGGUUAUGAUAAUUAUAAAAUCAAACAACAGAAAUGCGAAAUCAAGAAGCUUAAAAUAAAAAUAGCAAAAUCUAAGAGAUUUGAGGAUGUAUCAAGUCAAAUCAUCUCUAAACUUCGUCAAAUGGUUCAAUGUGAUCGUCCAAUGGAUAUGAAUGAAGGCUGUAGAAAACUAGCUGAUUUAAUCCUUCCAAAAAUAUGUCAAAUGACUGGCCAUAAAGUUCCAAAUAAAAAUUCCACAAAUACAAUUGACAAGGCACACAUAAAGUUUGCUGAUAAGCUAGCAGUUUGUGUUUGUGACUACAUAAAAAACAGCCCUAAUAAAUGUCAACAAAAUCAGCCAGAAAGCGAUUGUUUAAAGAAAUUCAAAAAUUUGUGCAUUCCAAUUGACAGCUAUUAUCCUCAAAAUUUGACAAAAAGCGAAUUUGAGAUACAGCAAGAAGAAAAGUCAUUAGAAUCACAUGAUGGAACUGAUGACGACGAAGAGAAGGAAUACACAAGUAGCUCUGAUGACAUAAAAAUAGCGUCAAAUGAGAAUGUAGUAGCGAAAUUAUCGUUUUUGAGACCUUCACAAAUAAAUGUAACUUUAGAAGAAUGUCAAGAAGUAAUGGGAACAAUAAAUGACGAAAUAAUUAAAGCUUCUGAGAAAAGAGCACAAAAGGAUGGUAGGAGAACUGAAAGAGCUGAGCGUGAGAAAAUUUUGGCUUUAGAGAAGUCUACAAAAGAAACUGAACGUAAAAUAAAAGAAAAGGAAGAAGCAAAGGCAAGAAAACGUGCUCGUAGACGAAAGGGUCGUGGUCUAUGUUUUGGAAAUAUGAAUCCAAUGCCACAAUGGCAAGUUGAGUUUAAGGAUAGAGUAGAAAGUGAAUUUUGUAAGCCAUCAACAUCAAACUUACCUUGA